UUCUAUUAUCUCUGACAAGUCCGCAAUUUAGUAGUUUUUUCCCCUUUUGUGUUACACGCACGCCAUCGAUAUUAUUAUUAUUAUUUCCAAACUGCCGGUGAUUGCCGCCGCCGGUCUGAUUCGCCGGCUUGCGAGUUGCCGCCAGUCAGUACUCACAGUGGGCCUGUGCCGAGUGUGCCGAUCACCAGUCAGUCAGUGCUGUAGCGUUGUUGAUUGUGUUCGCUAGUCUCUCGUUUGUGCAGUCGUCCGUCAGUCUGUCCGCGCGCCCGUUGCACCGGCCCUUGUAUCUUGGUAGUCUAUAUAAUAUAAAUUGUUCAUUGGUUUUUCCGUAAGUCCGUAACGGUUGUUUUUUUGAAAAUUGUUUCUCGACAAUCCAGUGCCUAUGCUGUAGCUGAUUCGCAUACGAAACGCAAUAUUUAUUAUUAAUAACACAAUAUUUAACGAUAAUAUUAUUAUUGACAUGUCUUUGCGAUGAUUUCCCGUCACCCGUCGUCCGAACGUCACUCACUGCCGUCGAGUUAUUGACCCAUCAACAUAUGCUAUUGGCUGCCGCUUGCUUGUCAUCGGUUACGAAAUCGGAAAUAGGUCCCCGCGGGCUAUUAUAGACCACCAAUCAUCCGGCUACACAUCCAUCUGCAUUGAAGUCAACACCGGAUCCGUCAUUGUUACUGUCAAAGCGAUUUUAUCCCGCAGGAGGUAAAUUAUGGACGCUGGUUUUAAAGAAGAACGGCCUUCUCAUCCUAGAGCCAAAGCCAACAUUUUUGAAAUCCUCACAUUUGGGUGGACUUUAAACCUGUUCAAAACUGGACGAAAAAGAGAUUUAGAAGUAAACGAUUUGUAUACAACACUAAAUGAUCAUUCUUCAGCAACAUUAGGAAAUGAGUUAGAAAAGAAAUGGAGAAUAGAAUUAGCUAAAGCAAAACAGACAAAUCGACAGCCUAGUUUAUUAAGAGCAUUACUUCAAAUGUUUGGACCUAAGUUAAUGUUAUAUGGAUUUUUACUUUCAAUUGUUGAAAUUGUACUAAGAAUGUCUCAGCCUCUGCUCAUUGGCGGACUGUUAGCAUAUUUCGACCCUGAUGAGUCCAGACAUACCGACUUGAGACAUGCAUAUUAUUAUGCAUUUGGUUUGGUGUUAAGCAUGUUUGCUACACUGGUCUUGUAUCAUUCAACACAAUUAGAAAUCAUACAUUGCGGGAUGAAGAUGCGUGUUGCCUGCUGUUCAUCAAUAUUUUAUAAGGCAUUACGGCUAAGUAAAACUGCUCUUGGUGAAACCACGGUCGGUCAAGUUGUAAAUUUAUUAUCAAAUGAUGUAAAUCGAUUCGAUAUAGCAGUUAUAUUUCUGCACUAUCUAUGGAUCGGUCCACUAGAAACUAUCGUGGUUACAUAUUUUUUGUGGCAAGAAGUAGGCGUGUCGUCAAUAUUUGGAGUAGGCGCGUUACUUAUGUUUAUUCCUUUACAAGGCUGGUUGGGUAAAAAAACUUCGGAACUUCGACUGAAGACGGCUAUCCGGACUGACGAAAGAGUUCGUUUGAUGAAUGAAAUCAUUUCGGGCAUACAAGUAAUUAAAAUGUAUACUUGGGAAAAACCUUUUGCCUACCUUGUACAAUAUGCUAGAAAGAAAGAAAUUCAACAAAUUAAGGGAUCCUCUUACAUAAGAGGAGUUUUGUUAUCAUUCAUAGUAUUUCACACUAGAAUUGCAUUGUUCUUCAGUAUUUUGUCGUACGUGCUGCUUGGAAAUUUUAUCACCGCCCAAAAAGUUUUUGUCAUAACUUCGUACUACAAUAUAUUGCGAACAACGAUGACAGUAUUUUUCCCUCAAGGUAUUGGACAAAUAGCCGAGAUGUUAAUAUCUAUAAAACGCCUUCAAAAUUUUCUAUUGUAUGAAGAAAAAAAUAAUCAAGUGGCAAAUCGUUCAAAAGCUGACAAAGCUUCUAAUGGUGUUAGAAAACCAAUCAUUAUUAAUGACAACGAUACAUCCCCACUGAACGACCAAACUAACCCUGAACAAUCAGCCAAUUUAGGAAUAGUUGUUUCUAAUGCUACAGCUAAGUGGACAGAUGCUCAAACUGAAAAUUCUUUAGAAAAUAUCAAUCUAACCGUAAAACCUGGUAGAUUAGUCGCAGUCAUUGGUCCUGUAGGAGCCGGAAAAAGUUCAUUAUUACAUGCAAUUUUACGAGAAUUACCUCUUUCCGAAGGAAAUAUUUCAGUGCGUGGUGUAGUAUCGUAUGCAUCGCAAGAACCGUGGUUAUUUGCCGGAUCAGUUCAACAAAAUAUUUUAUUUGGUUUGCCUAUGGACAAAGAACGUUAUAGAAAAGUUAUAAAAGUAUGUGCUUUGAAAACAGAUUUUGAGCAAUUUCCUUAUGGUGAUAGAACAAUUGUAGGAGAAAGAGGAGUUUCACUAAGUGGUGGACAAAGAGCAAGAAUUAAUUUAGCUAGAGCUAUUUAUAAACCAGCAGAUAUUUACUUAUUGGAUGAUCCUUUAUCUGCUGUGGAUACUCAUGUUGGCAAGCAUUUAUUUGAGAUAUGUAUUAAAGGUUAUCUGAAAGAAAAGACUUGUAUUCUGAUUACUCAUCAGUUACAAUAUUUAACUAAAGUUGAUCAAAUUGUUUUAAUGGAAAAUGCAAAUAUAUUAGCUGAAGGUUCAUAUCAGGAACUUCAAGCUUCUGGUUUAGACUUUACAAAAUUGCUUGGAUCUUUAGUAGAUACAACUGUUGUAUCAGAUAAUGAAUCUAGUUCUAAAUAUGCAAGUACACAUACAUUAAGUCCCCGAACUAUUUUAUCAAGACAAGUUUCUAUUCAAAGUGUUGCUUCGUCUAUUGACGAGAGCAAACUUGGAACUCAGGAAGAACCAAUUGAAGUAGCUGAAACUCGUUCAUCUGGAAAUAUUUCACUUACUGUAUACUCAUCAUAUUUUUCUGCUGGUGGAAAUGUUUGUAAAAUAUCAUUUUUAUUGUUCAUGUGUGUUUUUACCCAAGUUUUAGCAUCUGGUGGAGAUUAUUGGAUAACAUAUUGGGUUAAUUUAGAAGAACUUGUUUUUCGUAAUACAAGUAGUGUAAAUGAUGAUUUAUUGACAUCCAAUGAUAAUAAUAGUACAACUACAUCAACAACUAGUGUUAUAUCUAAUAAAUUAUUAUGGUGGACAAUUUCACGGCAAACUUGUGUCAUAGUUUUUGCUGUCUUAACAUUUUCUAUGAUAUUAGCCACCCUAGUUAGGUCUGCUACAUUUGUGUCAGUUUGUAUGAGAGCGUCUAUGAAUCUGCACAACAAAAUGUUUAAUGCUAUAACCAGAGCCACAAUGUAUUUUUUCAACACAAAUUCAUCUGGACGAAUUCUCAACCGAUUUUCAAAAGAUAUGGGUGCAAUUGACGAAAUGUUACCUGUGGCUUUAAUGGAUUGUAUACAAAUUGGAUUAACACUGUUGGGAAUCAUUAUCGUUGUUGGUCUAGUUAAUGUUUAUCUUAUGAUACCAACAUUUAUAGUUGGAAUAGUCUUUUACAAAAUUCGAGUUUUCUAUUUGUCGACUUCUCGAAGUGUCAAACGAUUGGAAGGAGUUACACGAAGUCCUGUAUUUGCACAUUUAAAUGCAUCUUUACAAGGUUUAACAACAAUUAGAGCAUUUGAAGCAGAACAAAUUUUAUCUAAAGAAUUUGAUAACCACCAAGAUUUACAUUCUUCAGCAUGGUAUUUAUUUAUAUCUUCAAGUAGAGCAUUUGGUUUUUGGUUGGAUAUGGUCUGCCUUAUCUAUAUAAGCGUAGUAACAUUCAGCUUCUUAGUUAUAGGCAGCAAUACAUUUGGAGGAAAUGUGGGUCUGGCUAUUACUCAAGCAAUUGGAUUGACUGGCAUGUUCCAAUGGGGAAUGAGACAAUCAGCAGAGUUGGAAAACCAAAUGACAUCAGUUGAAAGAGUAUUAGAAUAUACCAAUGCCCCACAGGAAGCUGCUCUUGAAUCACCCCCGGAGAAAAAACCAUCAAAGGAGUGGCCUCAGAAAGGACAAAUUAUGUUUAAAAACUUUUAUUUACGUUAUAGCCUAGAUUCACCACAUGUUUUGAAAGAUCUCAAUAUUAAAAUUGAAUCAAUGGAAAAAAUCGGAAUUGUUGGUAGGACUGGUGCUGGAAAGUCGUCCUUGAUAGGAGCAUUGUUUAGAUUAGCUGUGAAUGAAGGUUCAAUUUUUGUUGAUGAUUUAGACAUUAAUGAUUUGGGACUACAUGAACUUAGAUCCAAACUUUCCAUCAUUCCUCAGGAACCGGUUUUGUUUUCAGGAACAAUGCGAAAAAAUUUAGAUCCUUUUGAUGAAUACCCAGAUCAUGCUCUUUGGAAUGCUUUAGACGAAGUUGAACUUAAGGAUGCAGUUGAAGAUUUACCUGGUGGCCUGAACUCAAAAAUGUCUGAAGGUGGUUCUAAUUUCAGUGUUGGUCAAAGACAAUUAGUCUGCUUAGCUAGAGCUAUAGUGCGAAACAAUAAAAUCCUGGUGUUGGACGAAGCCACUGCCAAUGUUGAUCCACAAACUGAUGCAUUAAUUCAAAAUACAAUUAGAAAUAAGUUCAGAUUGUGUACAGUCUUAACAAUCGCUCACCGUUUGAAUACUGUUAUGGAUUCAGACAAGGUUCUUGUAAUGGAUGCUGGUAAAAUGGUUGAAUUCGAUCAUCCCCACAAUUUGUUGAAAAACAAGGAUGGGUUUUUGUACAAAAUGGUGGAUCAAACCGGAAGGGCUACAGCUGAAUUGUUGCAUAGUGUAGCUGCCGAGAGUUAUAGAACCCAGCAGUUGACUAGAGAAUCUCCAAUCAAACUAAUUGAUGAAGAUGUAGAUGACACAAAUAGAAAUACCUAGUUAUUUUUCUUUCCAAAAUUAUUAAUAUUAAUCACAUGAUGCCUUACAUAAUACAUUAUUAUUAUAAAACAUUUUUUUAAUGACCAUGAUAAUUGUUCACAAUGUCAAAAUUGCUAUGUUAUUUUAAAAGAAUUUUGUACAACAAGUUUAUCAUCCUACAUUUAUGUUUCAAAUUCAAAUCAAAUUAGUUUUAUUUAGUCAAUGUGUUAGUAUUUACAAGACAUUUAAACAUUUUAUUUUAUGGUUUAAAUUGUAUACUAUAGGGAUAUAAGUAAGUUGUUGUCUGUUAAAUUCUACAUGUUUAUUUUGUUAAAAUAAAGAUGAUCACUUUUGUA
Messenger RNA from Rhopalosiphum maidis (corn leaf aphid), 5163 nucleotides. Its product is annotated as probable multidrug resistance-associated protein lethal(2)03659. Gene Ontology annotation, cellular component: membrane. NCBI's taxonomy places the organism in Eukaryota, Metazoa, Arthropoda, Insecta, Hemiptera, Aphididae. Gene Ontology annotation, molecular function: ATP binding; ATP hydrolysis activity; ABC-type transporter activity. The transcript is spliced from 26 exons. Gene Ontology annotation, biological process: transmembrane transport. The record is from RefSeq and is a predicted model, not a curated record. Bases 704 to 4828 code for a protein of 1374 amino acids.